ACCGCUGCCACCGGAUGGCGGUUCCCAGCUGCUGCUGGCUCCUUUCUCGGCGACCGACAGGAGCGGGAGGGCGCAGGCGCGGCUUGCGGCUCUCCUAGCGCUUAGGAGCGGAGCGGGACUCUUGAGAAUCAUCAUCCAGGACCUGCCAGAAGCCACAAGAAAAAAAAUGGGGAGGGUUUUCCUCACGGGAGAAAAGGCCAACUCAGUCUUAAAACGCUACCCAAGAGCCAAUGGGCUUUUUGAAGAAAUAAGACAAGGCAACAUUGAGCGUGAGUGCAAAGAAGAAGUCUGCACAUACGAAGAAGCCAGAGAGGCUUUUGAAAAUCACGAAAAAACUAAAGAGUUUUGGAGCACCUACACAAAAGCACAACAAGGAGAGACCAAUAGAGGAAGUGACUGGUUUCAAUUUUAUCUUACUUUUCCAUUAAUCUUUGGCCUCUUCAUUAUUCUCCUUGUUAUCUUUUUAAUCUGGAGAUGCUUUCUAAGAAACAAAACUCGGAGACAGACAGUAACUGAAAGUCACAUUCCUUUCCCUCAACAUCUUAACAUUAUUACACCACCUCCUCCACCAGAUGAAGUCUUUGAUAACAGUGGAUUGUCUCCAGGCUUUUUGGAAUACGUUGUUGGGCGCUCCGAUUCUGUCUCCACUCGCCUUUCCAACUGUGAUCCCCCACCAACCUAUGAGGAAGCCACUGGCCAGGUGAACUUGAGUAGGAGUGAAACAGAACCUCAUUUAGAUCCACCACCAGAAUAUGAGGACAUAGUAAACUCCAGCUCAGCUAGUGCCAUUGCUAUGGUGCCUGUGGUCACCACCAUCAAAUGAAGCUGCAACAUCUUUUUACUCAAAUCAUUUCUAAAAUACUAAUGGAAGAACUUUCUAGCACUUUACCACUACAUAAAUGUGCAUUGAUUUAUUUUAUUGGAUUCUUACAGCAUACCACUUUACAUUAACUGGUUGAUUUAUCUUUCGUUUUGUUUCUUAUUAUAAAAGCAUUAUCCAUGUUCAUUUUUACAAGAAGAAACAUGAAGGAAAGACAUGCCACUGAAGGUCUGUAAGUGCUGUGAUACCAUACACAUAUCUGUACAAAUGCACAAAUAUCUAUAUGUAUGUAUUGAAUAUAAUAUAUAUAUAUAUAUAUAUAUAUAUAAUGCUUAUAGCCACAUGUGCAUCAUCCGAUUUGUGGAUAACUCUUGUAAAAAUAACUAAUUUCCAUUACACCACCCAUAAAGACAGUAUUACUUACCAAAAUUGAAAAGUCAAGUGGAACAGUUUAUGUAAUAGUCAGCACCAUGCUAUGUUUUCUAACUAUUAUAGAUGUUGGUUAAACUCCCAAUUCUUUCUUGAAAGGGAAAAAAAUGUACAUGGAUUCAUUUUCAGUUUUAGAGACAUCUCACAGAGGGAGAGUGAGACAGAGAUUGUAGUAUAUAACAAGGAAAUCAUUGAUCAUUAGUGGCAUUUAGCUCAUAUUGUACCAGGAUUUUUCUUCUUGGCUGAUUACCACACACUGUCUCAUCAAAAUUUGCUACCAUCUUUGAAUGUUUCAUGCCACUCAUAUUAUUAUCUUGUUUGUAAGAAUUUCUAGGUAAUGAAAUAAUGUAUGUGUUAAAACAAGGAGUAGAUACUGACCACUCCUUUGCUCAUAGUAUGGUAGGAUAAUAUUUUUUCUUUUAUACUAAUUUUUUUUUCAUUUCUACAACAAACACUUCAUGCACUUGAAAGAUUAGCUAAAACCAAUUUUUGAAUUAUAUUCUUAAUGUUUUAUACAGGCUGAAAUCUUAUUCUCAAAAUUAUUAGUAUACAAUUUUCCAUUCAAUUAUAAGCUGUGAUUUUUGUGUUGAUACCUGUCGAUAGAAUAUGAUUAUACAGUAUUCACUAUAGUAGAUUCACACUAAAUCUACUUUCAUCCCAUAUAGAUCUCAUUACUGUUGCUGUUUAUUUUAUAUUCUAUUAAUUUUUUUAGAUGCAGUAGUUUUAUGUCUUUCCCUUGGAGUAGAAGGAACAGGUUGUGAAUGAACUGCCACAAUAAACUAUUUCAGAAGAAUUUUAGAAAAGGUCAAGUGACAUGUUGUAUGUACCAAUAAUUUGUAAAAUGUGAAGAACUAUUCAAAUGUAAGACUAUAACAGUAUUGCACUCCAGGGGGCCAUUUCUUCCUGUUUCCGUAGAACUGACUAGAGCUUUCACAUAAUGACAAAUAGAGCAGUCUGUUCCAUAAAUAACAAUAUUUUCCUCUGAAUGUACGGGGUAUUAUUAACUUCUGAUAUAAUCUGAACUAUAUAAAAGCUGUGCCAAUAUAAGUACAUUUGCCAAUGCAGCAUAAGAUGGAGAAAUGCUGGAAAUUACACCAAAGUACAUAAAUUAGUUAAUAGGUCUGAUAGAUGAAAAAUAUUUUAUCUUGAUAAUGGUCUCACCACAAAAUUAUUGCUUUGAAUUUUUUCUGACUAUAUGAUCUUUACUUUCUAAUUAAGUCUGAAGUUACAGAUGUUUGAUUCAGUGUGCAAGAUGAUUAAGAGAUUGUUUAUAACUGAAAAUUGAGGCUAUUUUCAUGGGGAUUUGUGUGUACGUUUGUGUUUGUACAACACUUAUAUUAGGCUUUAGAUGAGACCAGUAAUUUUCAAAUGUGGUCACAGACCCUUAGAGUUCCUGACAGCCUUCUAGGGAAUCGGAGCAAUCAAAAUAUUUUCAUCCUAUCUGAAGACAUUAUUUAUUUCUUUAUUCUAAGUCUCUCAAAACAUAAUUGAAAAAUGGAAAAAAUAGUCUUCCCACACAUAUUUUU
Arvicola amphibius (Eurasian water vole) is the source of this 2775-nucleotide messenger RNA. It is a transcript of the gene Prrg1, whose product is annotated as proline rich and Gla domain 1. The coding region runs from base 167 to 823 and encodes 218 amino acids. Gene Ontology annotation, cellular component: extracellular region. The record is from RefSeq and is a predicted model, not a curated record. The transcript is spliced from 4 exons. Lineage: Eukaryota; Metazoa; Chordata; Mammalia; Rodentia; Cricetidae. Gene Ontology annotation, molecular function: calcium ion binding.